Messenger RNA from Lodderomyces oxycetoniae, 1917 nucleotides. RefSeq lists its product as uncharacterized. The record is from RefSeq and is a predicted model, not a curated record. Gene Ontology annotation, molecular function: DNA helicase activity. Bases 1 to 1917 code for a protein of 638 amino acids. The transcript has a single exon. Lineage: Eukaryota; Fungi; Ascomycota; Pichiomycetes; Serinales; Debaryomycetaceae. Gene Ontology annotation, biological process: DNA repair; telomere maintenance.
AUGAACAGGAUAAAUUUACCAACUGUGAAAACAUCAAGUUUAAUACAAAGACAGAGCUCGAUACUAAGCAGUACUGUAAAUCACGAUGAUGCCGGUUUUGAAGAGGAAGAAACUAGUUUUGACACUUCGCAAGAUACAAGUAUGGAGGUUCUCAAUUUUAAAAGUGCAAAUUUGAAAAAUGCAUUUCUGAAGGUGAAAAGUCAAACAACGUCGUCCUCAACGUCGUUCUCAACGUCGUCGUUCUCAACGUCCUCCUCAACGUCCUCCUCAACGUCAUCACUAAUACCCGAGAGGUCUACUUCAACUGAUCUAGAUUUCUCCUUGAAAAGAACAAGUACAGAUCUACUAGAAAAUCUCAACGGUUCUAAACAUGCUAAAAAAGUAGCCAAAGUUAAUGUGCCUCCAAGGUAUGCCAAACCCGCUUUAGAGCAAAGCACCAGGAAUUUAAGUAAAGAACAACUCAAAGUUAUCAAUGCCGUAGUUCAUGGUGGUAAAAAUGUCUUUUAUACAGGAAGUGCUGGUACAGGGAAGUCAGUUGUUCUUCAAGAGUUGGUAGAUCGAUUAAGAACAAGGUAUAGAGAUAAUGUAGGCGUUACUGCACCAACCGGAAUGGCUGCUUGCAAUAUUAAUGGGCAAACUAUAUACAAGUUUUUGGAAAUUGGGUUGGGCACGGAGAGUGUGAGUAAACUUGUUAGUCGAAUCCGAAAAGUUCAUUUGAGAUUGAGGAAAUGGCAAACAUUAAAAGUAUUGAUUAUUGAUGAAAUCUCUAUGGUGAAAGCAGAAUUGUUUGACAAGUUGGAGGAAGUUGCUAGAAUAAUAAGAGGCAAUGAUAAGCCCUUUGGAGGAAUCCAAAUCGUUUGCACUGGGGACUUUUUCCAACUUCCGCCAAUUAGACAGAGCAACCAACAAGCAAAAUUUUGCUUUCAAGCAGAGAAAUGGCGUUUGGUUAUAGAAGAAACAUUUGUAUUGCGGCAAGUUUUUAGACAAAAGGGAGAUGAUGAAUUGAUCAGUAUGUUAAAUGCUUUGAGAAUAGGUGAAUUGAGUAAUGAGAUAAUCCAAAAAUUUAAAGCUUUGAAUCGUACUGUUACUUAUGAUGAUGGCAUCGAACCAACUGAACUAUACCCUAUCAAGGAGGAGGUAAACAGAUCAAACAAUAAACGCUUAAAUGAUCUAAAAGGUGACAAGGUGACUUUUGUUGCAGAUGAUUUUCCUCCAGCUAGUGAGUUUAAGAGUCAAUUUGAUCAACUCAUGUGCGAAAGUGUUUUACAUCUUAAAGAAGGUGCUCAAGUCAUGAAUAUAAAAAACAUUGAUAGCGAGUUGGUUAAUGGGUCUCUCGGAACAGUUUUAUUUUUCGCUACACGAGGAUUAUUUGGCAAGAUUUUGCAAACUUACGAAGAAGUUGAUAUUGAUGAUCACCAAAUGAUGAGUGAAUUGCAAUUGUUAAGAAAAAGAGUUGGUUCAACAGAAAAAUGGACAUCGGAUGAUGUGCGUAUUGUUGAAAACAUACCCGAAAGUCGUAAAGCCCAAUUUGAGGCUCUUGAGCAUUAUGCCGCUCAAGAAGCUCAAAGCGAACUUCUUCCUGUUGUUAACUUUAACUUUAAAGGCAGGUAUGAGGCCAAACUUGUAAGCCAUCAAGAAUUCCCACUUGAUAGUUCACAUAAGAAAUUGGAAGCAGCAAAACCACAUCGCAACCAAAUCCCUUUAAUCUUAGCCUGGGCCAUGUCAAUACACAAAUCUCAAGGUCAAACUCUUCCAAGAGUUAAAAUUGACUUGGCAAGGUCUUUUGAGAAUGGUCAAGCUUAUGUUGCAUUAUCAAGAGCAGUCAGUAGAGAAACUUUGGAAAUCAAAAACUUUAGUGAGGCAAAAGUAAAAACAUCAGAAGUCGUAAGAAGAUAUUACAACUCGAUAGGUGCUUGA